UGAAUAUCAACGGAUGAAGAUGGAAUAUUAUACCCUUUUUAAUCAAACAAGAUUUCUACUUUACGAUUAUCCGGGAAAGAAUAUCUUUUACUUUAGCUUUUGCCUUCCGAUGAUUCUCAUCCUCUUCAUUGGUAACGUAAUCGUCAUAGCAACGGUUUUUACUUACAACAGUUUAAAGAAACCAACUUACUUGAUCCUAACAAGUCUCGCUGUAACCGAUCUCCUCACAAGCGUGAUCGCGAUACCCAUGGAGAUAUACCGUCGGACAAAUGUGAACGAUAUCACUUGCUCGGCGCGAUGGGAGGUCUAUUUAUUGGGAAUGACGUACAUCUGUGGGUUUGACUCGAUGCUUCACAUGGUAAUGGUCACGUUUGAUCGCUAUGUCGCCGUAGUGAAGCCGCUCCGAUACAACGCAUUGGUGACAAAGGAACGCAUAGCAAUCGCAGUGGUGAUUGGAUGGAUAAUAUCCGUCUUCUCGGUUAUCGGUCAGGCUGUAAUCUAUCAUAGCAAGGAAACGGUCCCAUCGGCUAUCUGUGUUGGAAUCCGAUACGAUCCGGAUAUUUACUCGAUUUUGUUGGACCUUACCAUAUUCGUAAUGACUACAACAUCGGGCAUGACCAUGAUUAUCUUAAACGCAGUCAUCCUGAGGACUGCGAUCAGACAGCUUCGACGGAUCGCCGACGUUGAACGUGCUUUGGACAACGCAACCGGUGGCUCGGAAAGCCGGGAGGAAGCGGCUAGAAAGAUGAAAGCGUGCAAGGUGAUUAUCUGCGUAGUGACCGCGUUCAUUAUCUGUCAUACACCAAUCGGGAUCAUGCAUCUUUGUUUCGCCGUUUCAGACAGCGUUUUACUGAACGGAGUUAUGAAUGAAAUAUCAUUUGUUUUGUAUCUGAUCAGUUCGGCGGUCAACCCACUCAUUUAUUGCCUCGUUGAUCGCGUUUUCAGGGAAUGCGCAUGGCGCAUGCUCAGUUCACGUGCCGUCAGAUUGUAUCAAAGAGACAACGGUCAGACAUCGGAUGGUGUUGUUAGCCUUGCCUAACAGAGAUGGCUGAACUCGACGCUUGUUCCUGUUUCAUUGUAGCGAUGAACUUGUUUUAAAAAUUGGAGUAUAUUUAAAUGACGCUGCAUUUCGAAUAUGGUGAUCCUAGGCUCCCUCUCCCCAGUCGUUUCUGGUCGUAUGUUAUCUUUUUGCCACAGAUUGCUGCAACCGCUAUAUCUGUGGCACAAUUAACUGACGGAAAAAUAUUGAAUAUCCCGUCUGUUAUUAAAACUAGACCUCCGGAACCAGGUCCGGCAACAGACUUUGAAGCGCAGGGGCUGCGGUCCAGUAAUAGACCAACUGUGGCCUACGGGUAAAGGCCCAGUCUCAUUGGUUAUCAAAACUAGACCUCCGAAACCAGAUCCGGCAACAGAGGCAUAGGAUCAGUGGUCCAGUAAUAGACCAAUUAUGGUCUACGGGAACCGGCCAGUCUGUUAUCAAAACUAGACCUCCGAAACCAGAUCCGGCAACAGAGGCUUAGGAUCAGUGGUCCAGUAAUAGACCAAUUAUGGCCUAUGGGUACCAGCCCAGUUGUAGACCUUGGUCUAUACAGUCAAUUAAAAUGGGAGAUAAUUUGUUUGUAUAUACAAUCUUGUAUCCUAAAUACCUAAAUACACACCGAUUAUUCGCUAUGCCGCGGAAGUGUGUACAAAAACGUGAAAAAAAUGGUCAGCCCCCCCCCCCCCCUUUGAAAACCGCUCAGCGGCC
This is a messenger RNA of Lytechinus variegatus (green sea urchin), 1747 nucleotides long. RefSeq names its product alpha-1A adrenergic receptor-like. NCBI's taxonomy places the organism in Eukaryota, Metazoa, Echinodermata, Echinoidea, Temnopleuroida, Toxopneustidae. Gene Ontology annotation, molecular function: G protein-coupled receptor activity. The transcript has a single exon. Gene Ontology annotation, biological process: G protein-coupled receptor signaling pathway. Bases 14 to 1039 code for a protein of 341 amino acids. The record is from RefSeq and is a predicted model, not a curated record. Gene Ontology annotation, cellular component: membrane.